GCCAGUGAAGCACCCAGCCUGCCAAACAAGCCUGAGUUUGGGGUCAGGAACCGGUCUGACAAGAGAAUGGCAAUCCUGCCUGUAAACUGUCAAUAGGACUAUACAUUUGAGGAUGAACCUACCAGAACACUGGCUCCAAAGGCGACACACCGAACAAGAAAAUGUCAAGACAUAUUUCAGGAUACUGUGAGUGUUACUAAAGAUGUCCGAUAGUGUCGAUAUUGAAGAGAAACCGCCAGCCCCUCCCUUGAGAAUGAACAGUAGUUCCCGAGACUCAUCAGUGAAUCACGGCUCCAAACCUCUCCCAAUGGCUCCUGAAGAGAAGAACAAGAAGGUCCGCCUGCGCUCCAUCUUCCCUGGAGGAGACAAGACAAACAAGAAGAAGGAGAAGGAGCGUCCUGAGAUCUCCCUGCCUUCAGACUUUGAGCACACCAUACAUGUCGGUUUUGACGCUGUUACAGGAGAGUUCACUGGCAUCCCAGAGCAGUGGGCGCGCCUCCUUCAGACCUCCAACAUCACCAAGCUGGAACAGAAGAAGAACCCUCAGGCCGUGCUGGACGUGCUUAAGUUCUACGACUCCAAAGAGACGGUCAACAACCAGAAAUACAUGAGUUUCACCUCUGGAGACAAAUCAGCACAUGGAUACAUAGCAGCCAACACUCUGAAGGCUGUUGUUCCCAGGCGGUGGUGCCGGCCUGUUGACUCCCAGCACUCUGAGGGUCCUGAUGAAGUGUUGGUAGAGCAGAACCGACUGCUGUCGUCUGGGCCUCCUGUCAGCCUUAGAACCUGCAGCGCAUUAUUUGACAAGGGUGCAAAGACAUCCACAGAGCCCCCGAUAGCGCCCCCUGUGUCGGAGGAGGAUGAUGAGGAGGAGGAAGAGGAGGAGGAGGAGGAGGAUGACGAUGAGCUACCGCCUGUCAUCGCACCUCGACCUGAGCACACUAAAUCUAUAUAUACCCGCUCUGUCAUCGAGCCCUUGGCGCCUCCCGCCCCUGUGAAGGAGGUCACAACCCCACCGGAGUCCCAGGUCCAGCCAGAGAACACGUCCAGCACUCUGUACCGCCACACCGACCGGCAGAAGAAGAAGUCCAAGAUGACAGACGAGGAGAUUCUGGAGCGACUGAGGAGCAUUGUGAGUGUGGGGGACCCCAAAAAGAAGUACACACGCUUUGAGAAAAUAGGACAAGGGGCAUCUGGCACUGUAUACACAGCCAUUGACAUUGCUACUGGCCAGGAGGUGGCCAUCAAGCAGAUGAACCUCCAGCAGCAGCCCAAGAAGGAGCUCAUCAUCAAUGAGAUCCUGGUGAUGAGGGAAAACAAAAACCCCAACAUAGUCAAUUACUUGGACAGUUACCUAGUAGGGGAUGAGCUGUGGGUGGUGAUGGAGUACCUGGCUGGAGGCUCACUAACUGAUGUGGUGACUGAGACCUGCAUGGAUGAGGGCCAGAUCGCUGCAGUCUGCAGAGAGUGUCUGCAGGCUCUGGACUUCCUGCACUCCAACCAGGUGAUCCACAGAGACAUCAAAAGUGACAACAUCCUACUGGGCAUGGAUGGCUCGGUCAAGCUCACCGACUUCGGGUUCUGUGCCCAGAUCACCCCAGAGCAGAACAAGCGCAGCACCAUGGUGGGCACGCCCUACUGGAUGGCACCCGAGGUGGUGACCCGCAAGGCCUACGGGCCCAAGGUGGACAUCUGGUCCCUGGGUAUCAUGGCCAUAGAAAUGGUGGAGGGAGAACCUCCCUACCUGAAUGAGAACCCUCUCAGGGCCUUGUACCUUAUCGCCACCAACGGGACUCCAGAGCUCCAGAACCCUGAGCGUUUGACCUCCGUGUUCAGAGACUUCCUCAACCGUUGCCUGGAGAUGGACGUCGACCGCAGAGGCUCAGCCAAGGAGCUCCUCCAGCAUUCGUUCCUGAAGUUAGCCAAGCCCCUGUCCAGCCUGAGUCCCCUGAUUGUCGCAGCCAAGGAAGCCAUAAAGAACAGCAGCCGCUAGGGGGCACCGUGUGUCCACACACAGAGCUGGACCCUGCUCCAUGGGGUUGUGUGACAGAGAGUAACCAACCCCCUGCUGCCUCAUACAGAGGAUGGACAGCUGGCCUACAGGGCCUCUCAGCGGUCAGACGCUGAUACUGAAUCACCUUCCUGCCUCCUCUUUUAGUCCGCCAGCAUUCUGUACAUGUGGAGCGGUCCAUCAGAACUGUGUAAGCGUGUGUGUGUAAGCGUGUGUGUGUAAGCGUGUGUGUGUAAGCGUGUGUGUCCUGUGAGGGGAGUAUAUGCUCCUAAACAAAAAAAGAAAAAAAGAGAAAAUACAAAUAAAAAACGUGCUCCUUUUCAAGAGGGAGAGAUCCAGGAAGAGAAGUCGAAAGUAACAGCACUGAGAGCUUGUGAUUCCUCCCCUUUCUGUCCAGCGAUCACCUUGGUUCCCUUUCCUCUAGGCCUUUUCAUAAGGCCUCUCCUGCAGUGAACAUUUUACAUGAGAGACAGACUCCGGGACUCUGGAACCAACAUAUGCCUGCAUGACUUUGGCUCUGUGUAACCAACUUGCAACCUGCUCAUCCUCUGCAGGUGUGUGUGUGUGUGUGUGUGUGUGUGUGUGUGUGUGUGUGUGUGUGUGUGUGUGUGUGUGUGUGUGU
Coregonus clupeaformis (lake whitefish) is the source of this 2633-nucleotide messenger RNA. Its product is annotated as serine/threonine-protein kinase PAK 3-like. Gene Ontology annotation, molecular function: ATP binding; protein serine/threonine kinase activity. The coding region runs from base 203 to 1993 and encodes 596 amino acids. Lineage: Eukaryota; Metazoa; Chordata; Actinopteri; Salmoniformes; Salmonidae. Gene Ontology annotation, cellular component: cytoplasm. The transcript is spliced from 17 exons. Gene Ontology annotation, biological process: protein phosphorylation; regulation of actin cytoskeleton organization; regulation of axonogenesis. The record is from RefSeq and is a predicted model, not a curated record.